CCCCGCGGCAGUGACCGCCCACUUCUGUGUCAGGCCCGCCCUGCCCGGGUGUGCCGCACCCGGGCCCCGCAGACGCCUUCGGGACGAGGGUCCUGGGUCACCCGUGCCUCCUUGGUGCCAGCACAAGCUCCUGAACUCUGGGAUGUUGGACUCGGCCAUAGCCGAUCAGAUGGCUCGACUGACCCUGAGGCUUCUGGAGAAGAAGCUGGAGCAGGAGCGUGAGGAUGCAGAAGGGGAUUCCGAGGACCCCCCCCUCGUGCCAGGUGCGGAGGCCGGGCAGGAAGCCGCACUGUGGAGCGCCCUAUGGAGGAGAAAGGACCUGCUGCGGAGGCUCCAGGAGCAGCACCUGCUGGACGCGCUUCCCGCGGGCCAUGCCCGCAGUGGCCUGGACAGAGGAGCCCGUGGGUCGGCCCCGCCCCCAGAGCUGCCCCAGGUGGCCAGCUACGCGGCCACCUCGCCACCCCUGCCGGCCCCAGAGCCUCCGAGGAUCCUGCAGCACUCGGUCCCCCCACCUCCUGCCACCAUCAUUCAGCAGCUCCCACAGCAGCCGCUGAUCACGCAGCUGCCCCCGCCCCAGGCUGCGCCGGCUCCGCGGCCGGGAAGCAUUAAGGAAGAGAUGGUGGAGAUGAUGAUGAUGCAGAAUGCUCAAAUGCACCAGAUCCUCAUGCACAACCUGAUGCUCAGGGCCCUGCCCCCAUCUGUGCUUGCUCCCUGGGGGCGCUCCCAGGACCCCCCUUCACGCCCCACCAUGCAGGACCCUCAGCAGGCACGGCCCGUCGUCCUGCAUGCAGAGAGACCCAGGCAGCCGGCGGUGCACCACCACCACCACUACGCGCCCCCAGCUCCACUGCAGGCCAGUCCCGUGCCAGGCUACCCCGUGUGGCCCCCCAUGCUCUCCACCACAGCCCUCCCGCCAGCUGCCCACUUCCUGCCCGCCAUGCGUCAUGUGGCCGGCCCCCCCACGGCUGCUCUUGGCACGGCAGCAGACAGCAUCCUACCCGAUCAGGCUCCAGGCCCAUGAGCCCCAGGAGGAACAGGUGAGGAGCCCGACGGCCUGCGAGGGGCUCCUGCUGCUUUGGGGUUUCUCGCUAGACCGCCCCGCCCGCCCCC
Talpa occidentalis (Iberian mole) is the source of this 1110-nucleotide messenger RNA. It is a transcript of the gene CUNH21orf58, whose product is annotated as chromosome unknown C21orf58 homolog. The record is from RefSeq and is a predicted model, not a curated record. Bases 143 to 1021 code for a protein of 292 amino acids. Lineage: Eukaryota; Metazoa; Chordata; Mammalia; Eulipotyphla; Talpidae. The transcript is spliced from 9 exons.